AUGGGUGCCAGCUUCGAAUUUGUAAACGUCUCCGAUCCAGCUUCCAACCCUAAACCUGGCAAGAGCCACCAAAUCCGGAGCCGCUGCAUGCAGGGCAAGAACAAGCGUGAAGACUCCCGCCGUUCGAUACGCGAGAAGAAACGGCUCGCGAAGCAUGCACGCGAAAGAAAGGUUGUUACAACCACAGGGAUGCCAUUCUAUACGGAUUCGGCUCCAGUCUUGCCUGUCGGUACCUUGAUAAGCGACCUUGCACUUGUUCGCUUUGCGGGACCUGAUAUUGAUGGAGAAGCUAAGGGCAUCCUCUUCAAAGCCUUCGCCUACAACGUCGCAAACCAAGCGCUCUCCCCUCUCGACCGCGCCGUCGACUUCGACUGCCUAGAAAGCGCAUCCUUCGAAUGGCUCUUCGAAGACACCGCAUUCCUCCACUCCAUCCUCUCCGCCAGCUACGCCGUCAGCGAUCUCCUGUAUCCGCAAUGGGACGGCAAGCCCGGCCGUAAAACGCUCAUCCACCUACGCAAAACCUUGCGUCUCCUACAAGACAAACUGAGUGGCAACGAAAACGUGCACCAAGACGAGUCCGUCCUAGUGGUCGUGAUCAACCUCGCGCUGCUAAGCGCCGUAUUCGGCGACUGGGACGCCGCAGCCGCGCACUUCAAAGGCCUGCAAAAGAUCGUCGAACUACGAGGAAAUCUGCAGUUCCUCAAUUCGCGCCCGAAAUUGCAUUUCAAGCUUGAUCGCAUCGACCUUGCGUACUCGCUUUCGUCUGGGAAAGCUCCCUUCUUCCUGCAUCACGCUGUGGACUGGACCUGCGCCAGGACGGAAGAUCCCGUAUGGGUGGGUGAAUGA
Messenger RNA from Didymosphaeria variabile, 846 nucleotides. RefSeq lists its product as uncharacterized. Bases 1 to 846 code for a protein of 281 amino acids. Lineage: Eukaryota; Fungi; Ascomycota; Dothideomycetes; Pleosporales; Didymosphaeriaceae. The transcript has 3 exons. The record is from RefSeq and is a predicted model, not a curated record.